Molecule: messenger RNA, 4320 nt
Organism: Dichotomopilus funicola
Lineage: Eukaryota; Fungi; Ascomycota; Sordariomycetes; Sordariales; Chaetomiaceae
Exons: 2
Coding region: 1-4320 (1439 amino acids)
Source: RefSeq, a predicted model, not a curated record
AUGGACUCCUUCAUCCCGAUGGGCGGCGUACAGCUGCCGGCGUUCCAGCGCCGGCUGAGCCGCCUCUACAACGACACCAAAAAGUCAUCCGACUUCGUCAAAGAUGCGCCGGUGCACCAGCACGCAGAGGCAGACCCGGAAAUCAAGACGCUGCACCGCAAGCUGCGGAUCCAAAAGGACCGGCUGGUGACAUGGGGGCUGGAGUGGUCAGACCCAAACCAGAACCAGUCGGCCGAGGUGCUGAUCGACUCGUCGCUGUCCAAGGCCGGGCUGAGCGAGGUGGUGGGCAGCAUCAUGUCGACCAUCAAGGACAUCCUGGCGGAGGCCGAGCCGCUGUGGAAUAGCUCGCGGCGACUGGCCGGCGAGCGAGUGGAUUCUGACACGACCACGGGAGCAGGACAGCAACCGAAACGCGGGGAAAAGAUCCGCAUGGUAGUCUGGGACAAGAGCCGGUUCGAGGACCUGAUCCGGGACCUGACGACGUCGAUCGACACGUUGUAUGACUUGUCCCGCACGCGGUCUUCACAAGCGUCCGCAGCGAUCCGGCAGACGCUUCCCACGACAACAGCGCCGUCUCCGGCCCCCGAAGACCUCCGGCCGUUCGAGUCGUCCCGGAUGCAAACGCCGCAGCAGAUCGACCCCAACUCGCUGACCAACCUGCGGUCGAUGCAGGCGGAACCGAUGACGGAGCGGGCGGUGACGGAGCAGGAGCAGCGGGCGCGGGAGAUUGUGUUUAUGAGCAAGCAGGCGUUUGCCGAGCUGACGCAGACGGCGGCCGCAGGAUCUAGUACUGGUGCUGGUGCGAGUGGUACAGGGACCUCGGCGGGAGCAGCAGCCACACGACAAGCGCAUGCGCCGCUGCUUCUGGAGUAUGCGUCGUUCGACUCCAUCUACUCGAUGACGGGUAUUUCGCCCCCGAUGGCGCGGUUCGAGAAGGUGUCAGCCGGGCUACAGGCCGAGCCACAGCGGUCCCCGGGCUCGUGGACGGGGCUGCCGCGGCUGCUAGGGUACUUUGAGGACAUGGACAACGCGCGGUUCGGGCUGGUGUACCAGUUCCCGCGCACGUUCAACCCGGUCACGUUUGAGCACCUCACCCAAAACCCGCUGUACAACCUGUGCUCGCUAGCGGACCUCCUGGCGCGUCCGGACUUUGAGCCGAAGUUGGAGGCCAAGUUCCGGCUCGCCGCGAACCUGGCCAACACAGUGUUCGACAUGCACGCGCGGGGGAUCACACACGGGAACUUGGUGGGCGACAACAUCUCGUUCUGCAACGCCGUCGGCACGGACCCGGAGGUCAGCGGUAUCACGCAGGGCGAGGUGGACAUCCGCCGGCCGCUGAUCUCGUCGUUCGACCUGUUUUCCGAGCCGCAGACGGAGGAGGAGCCUGGCCAGUCGGAGUCCCGGCCCUUCUCGCUUUACAAGCACCCACUCGACCCGCGCAACAGCGGCGCGCAGUCCCCUCUGGCACACAACGCCGACUCCAAGACGUUCGAUCUGUACUCGCUGGCCAUGGUGCUGCUGUCGGUCGGUCUUUGGACCAAGCUUGAAAACCUAGUCCCCAACAUGGAUUCGCCGACGCUGCCCGCUUCCGUGCUCGAGCAGCUCGCCAUUCGCUGCGGCACGCUGUACAUGAAGGCCGUGCAGACGUGCUGGAACGCGGUUGACUUGGAGUUGACGGGGGCGCAUGUCACGGAGCAGAUUGUGUCGCGCGUGCAGUUCAAGGCGAGCCGGUAUCUCGAGGCGUGUUGCAUCUUGGACGGGGUGAGCAAUUUGGAGGAGCGGCUUGGUGAUGAUUUGGGAGAGCCGAGGGCCGAACCGGUCGCUCAGCAGACUCAGACGACACCAACUCAGGCCCAGACUCCAACACAACAGACGCAGCAAACGCAGGUUCAGCAGACGCAGGUUACAGCUGGUCCAUCGAUGCGCAAGUCAGACAAGCUGAGGACAGAGGGGCGAGCACAGGUUACAACACAGGAGAAACAGCCUGGGCCAGAAACAAAACCCAAAAUGCGGCUCUACCCGCACGUCCCACUCCCCCCCGACAUCAUCGACAAGUGGAACACAGUCUUCAUGCCACAAAUCAACACGGCACUCCGACAUUUCUACCGCAAACACCCCGAAUCCGUCGAAAUCUCGCUCGAGUCCAUCGGCGACAGCCCGCAGCGCACCACACCCACCGUGCUCGUCGUAUGCACCUCAGUCGGCAAAGUCAAAGCCAUCCUCAAGAAGAAACUCGGCAGUCUGUUCGACGGCGCUGUUGCGGGGGGCAUUUCCCUCAAGGUCUGUCGGGGCCAGGUGUUGCGGUCGCGUAAGCAGACCGUCACGGGCACGGGGUCGAGAAGAACAGGCGGGGCUGCUGCUGCUGGGGGAUCGAAGGCGUCGGAUAACCCGAGUCGGAGGAGUAUGGCGAAGGCGGUGGAUGAGGGGAGUGAAGGGGACGGGGAUGAGGUGGUUGCUGCGAACCCGGAAUUUCAAGAGCGCCCGCGGAAUGGGGCGAGUAUCGGGGCCUGGAUUGGAGACCGUCAUCUUCCGCCCGUGAGUCUAGGUGGGGUGAUCACGGUGGAUGAACGGCAAUAUGGCAUGACGGUACAUCACAUGCUGGAUGAUCCUGAUCAGGCGGCCGCUGUUUCUUCUACUGCUGCUGUCUUCGGAAAGGGCGGCGGCCCUUCAAGGAGUAUGGCUGGUCCUCGGCCGGGCGGCAACAACGACUUGGCUUCGUGGUAUGCCGAGCAAUACCAACUCAGCGACUCCGACAGCGCUAGCGAAGGGUACACGUGCGAGUUCUCCGACUCCGAGAACGACGAUAUGAUCUCCGAAUCGGCCAUCACCAGCGACUACUCCGAUGAGGACGACGACGAAUAUGACGACGAAGACGAAGACGACCCGUACAGUGAACCGGGUGAUAUUCCGGGUGUUGAACCGGGGUGUGGCGAAGGGUAUAUCAUCACGCAACCCGCGCUUGACGACGUUCCUGAGGGGUUUUACCCGUCAGCUGAGACCGAGGACGAGGACCACCUGGACACGUAUACUGUCGGCGAGGUGUACGCGUCGAGUGGUAUUCGCCGGCGUACCGAGGGCGGACUGCUACAUGAGAUUGACUGGGCGCUGUUUGAGUUUGACGAGCAGCGCGUGCCGGAAGGGAAUGUCAUCCCGCAUGUCCAGAACAUCCCGACAGUUCCCGGGAAAGGUCCCCGACGGCGGAUGUCCUGGGAGCCGGAGCUAGCGGUAGUCGAGGACGAACAACACGUAGCUGUGGUCCGCCCGACCUCGGUAGUGCCCUCCGCCAGCCUGCCCGGGCUCGAGGUCCAGUGCAUGGCGCGCACUAGCGGCCUGCAGAGCGGCCUGAUCCUACCUGCCGUCGCGUCCGUCAAGAUCUACGGCCGCGCCUCGCCCAGCCACAUCUACCAGGUUUCCGGCACCAACCCUAACCCUACUACUGCCUCCCCCUCUUCGCGGUCCCGGCCGCGUGCAUCGUCGUCACCAGUGCUUACCCAACCCAUGGGCAUCCCCGGCGACUCGGGCGCCUGGGUCGUCGACCGCGACCAGGGCGCCGUGUGCGGCCACAUCCUAGCCUGGAGCGAGCGCAAGCGGGUAGCCUACAUCUGCCCCAUGGACGUUCUCCUGCUCGACAUCGCCGAGACCCUCGAGGCCGGCGAGAUCCGGCUACCUGGCGGCGAGGUGAUCUAUUCCCGCCGUCGUGGUGUGUCGGUUUCGUCUGUGGCCGUGUCAUCGGUCACGGUGAAGAAGGGGGGUGUCGCGCGCGGGGGUAGUAAGCGCGGGGGGAUUGCUUCCUAUGACAGCGGGAAGGGCACUACUAGUGCGGUGCCUAGUCCCGUAGAGAGGACGAUGUCGCAGGCCAGUCGGUUCAGUCACAUGAGUCGCGCGAGUAGUACCCUCAGUCGGGUGUCGGAGCAGGCGUCGGAGCAGGUAUCGGAGUUCGAGGAGGAUGAGGAUUACUUUGGGGAUGAUAACCGCGGGGGUGGCACUCAUAAUAUACGGACUACUACCACCGCGGCAGCCCGGACUAGUCUGGUCUCGCCUAGCACGGCGUCACCAGGCGCGGGAUCUCCCGGGGUCGUCUCGCCGUUGCUGUCACAGGGACAGGGGCCGGGGUCGGCGAAGAGGUUUUCGCAGGCGAGUAGUUCGCGCUCGAGGUUUAGUGGUGUUAGUAGUGGAGGGGGGCAGAGUCCGCUUCAGGGGGUGGUGUCUUCCGAUGAACCGGUUGGCACGAUCACGGACGAUUUGUCGAGCCAGUUUGAUCGGGAGCUGCAGUUGACCGAGAAGGAUGUGCCGGUGGGGAUGAUGCGGUGGGUUUCGUGA